AGAUCACAGAUCAUUCCACUAUCGACACCAAUGAUGUUUUAAUCACAUCUCAUUGAUGCUCAAAGCUACAGUCAAUGGUAACUUUCUCCAAAAUAAAUUUAUAAAACAAACAACUAAUUUUGUUCUCUUUCUUACUCCCACCUAUUCCAAACUCUCAAGAAAACAGAACGUUUUUCCUUCUCUUCUUUCGCCGGAAGUACUUCACCGUCGUCACUCCGAACAAAAGUUUGGUCAGCUUCAGUUGGUUGACGCAUUUCACAUUAGUGGAAAUGGGGAAGAGCCAACACGUGUUAGAGGUUUAUUGAGACACGUAUGACUUGUUCUUCUUUAACUCAACACGUUGAAGUGUAUGGUUGAAACAUCUGUCUCUCUUACAUGACACCUCCAUCGCUCUCAACAUAAAUCUUCUUCCAAUUACUUCAUAUGUAAAUGUAUUUUGUUCUUCAUCCAAAUCUCUUCUCAACACUUUGCUUCAAUAUGACCAACCUAUUCGCUAUGUUUCUCAUCGUCACUACUUUCACUGCCGCCGGACUCUGGUCUCCUCCUCCUCCUCCGCAAAAUGUUAUCGUUAAGGAAGGCCAUCGAAUGGUUGUGGUUGAGUACGACGACCAAGGUCAACACAAUACGAAAGUUUCCAUCUCUUCCGAACCCGACCAAGAUGCUAAAAACUCCGAAAGACACCGCACCAAAGAUCUUAUUUGCGAUGUCUACGGAAAAUGUAAGCAUAAAGUAGCCAGCGCUGUGGAGAAAGCUAAAGUCAUGGUUACGGAGACGGCGCAAGAAGCCCACGACGUUGGAGAGUCUGUCACCGAUGCAUUUGAUGGAGCUAAAGACAAAUUGAAAGAGGGUGCAAAGGAAACAUUUGAUGAAGCCAAAGGAAAAUUGAAAGAGGGUGCGAAGGAAACAUUUGAUGAAGCCAAAGGAAAAUUGAAAGAGGGUGCGAAGGAAACAUUGGAAAUGGCCAAAUCAAGAGAAGAAAAGGUUGUGAAAGGCGCUGAACGGGUGGCAAAGGAAACAGGGGAGAAGAUAAAAACAGGGGAAAACAAGCUGAAGGAGAAUUUGAUGGGUUUAGUUGAUAGAGGAUUUAAGGUAAUAGAUUAUUUAUUUAGGCACUUGGGUUUUGGUAUGGAUGCGUUGGGUUUGUUGGGAUUUACAAUGGCUUUAGGAAUGGGUGUGUGGGUUACCUUCAUUUCUAGCUAUGUGUUGGCGAGUGUGCUGCCAAGACAACAGUUGGGUGUGGUACAGAGCAAGAUAUAUCCUGUGUAUUUUAAGGCCAUGGCUUCUUGCAUUGGGAUGGCUCUGUUGGGGCAUCUAUUCAGCCGCACAGAAUGGACGUUUCCAAUUCCGAAAAAUAGUGAAGUGGUUCAAGGAUAUGUUCUUGUAGCUGCACUUUUGAUGAUUUUUGCCAAUUCUCUCUACAUGGAGCCUCGAGCCACUAAGGUAAUGUUUGAGAGAUUAAAAAUUGAGAAGGAAGAAGGAAGAGGAAUAGAGGACAUAGCCAGGGAAGAAACUGGGAAUGUGAUUGAUAAUUCUCCAGCAAUAACAAGUAGCACACCCACACAAGUUGUAGAUCGAGAGGUGGUGAAGUCCAGAAUUGUGGGGUUGAACAAGAGGCUAAAGAAGUUGAAUUCAUAUUCGUCAUUGUUGAACUUGCUCACUCUGAUGGCUCUUACUUGGCAUCUUGUGUAUUUGAGCCAACGUUUAUGCAAUCCCUGCUAAUACAACAAACGACGUUUCUUUUCCCUGUUGUGUUAUAUUAGGAAUGAUGAUGUGCAUAUUAUUAUAUUUUACUUCUUUGAUGUACAAAAAUUAGCAAUGUCUAACUUAGAGUAGGAGGAUUAUCUAAUGUAAUAUCAGAUGGGUUUUUUUUUGUUCUGUUUAUCAGUUUGUUCAUAUUAGUUGGCCUUUUGUCUA
This is a messenger RNA of Cucumis sativus (cucumber), 1914 nucleotides long. RefSeq lists its product as uncharacterized. The coding region runs from base 430 to 1719 and encodes 429 amino acids. The transcript has 2 exons. The record is from RefSeq and is a predicted model, not a curated record. NCBI's taxonomy places the organism in Eukaryota, Viridiplantae, Streptophyta, Magnoliopsida, Cucurbitales, Cucurbitaceae.